Messenger RNA from Diachasma alloeum, 1193 nucleotides. RefSeq names its product 60S acidic ribosomal protein P0 (gene RpLP0). The record is from RefSeq and is a predicted model, not a curated record. Gene Ontology annotation, biological process: ribosome biogenesis; ribosomal large subunit assembly; cytoplasmic translation. Gene Ontology annotation, cellular component: cytosolic large ribosomal subunit. Lineage: Eukaryota; Metazoa; Arthropoda; Insecta; Hymenoptera; Braconidae. The transcript is spliced from 5 exons. Gene Ontology annotation, molecular function: structural constituent of ribosome; large ribosomal subunit rRNA binding. The coding region runs from base 125 to 1078 and encodes 317 amino acids.
CGCUUCAUGGAAACAGUAGUUGAGGAUUUCCGGGCUGACUGUCGGUUUCCGCUUUCUCGUCCAUUGCGCCCGUAGAUUUUGCCGAGUCCUUAAACGAUUUUGAAAUCCCUAUUUUCACUUCAAGAUGGGUAGGGAGGACAAGGCAAGCUGGAAGUCUAGCUACUUCACCAAACUUAUCCAACUUUUGGAUGAUUAUCCAAAAUGCUUUAUUGUGGGCGCGGACAAUGUCGGCUCAAAGCAGAUGCAGCAGAUUCGCAUGUCCCUUCGAGGGAGUGCUGUCGUGCUCAUGGGAAAGAACACCAUGAUGAGGAAAGCAAUUCGCGGUCACAUCGAGCGUAACGCUGCCCUCGAGAAGCUCCUGCCUCACAUCCGAGGUAACGUGGGCUUUGUCUUCACUCGUGGAGACCUCGUCGAGGUCAGGGAUAAAUUGCUUGAGAACAAAGUCAGAGCCCCCGCAAGAGCCGGUGCCAUUGCACCAUUGAGCGUCAUCAUUCCAGCUCAAAAUACUGGAUUGGGUCCUGAGAAAACAUCCUUCUUCCAGGCCCUCAGUAUCCCAACCAAGAUUUCCAAGGGUACUAUUGAAAUUAUCAAUGAUGUCCACAUUUUGAAACCUGGUGACAAAGUUGGAGCUUCAGAAGCAACUCUCCUCAACAUGUUGAACAUCUCUCCAUUCUCAUAUGGUCUUCUGGUCGAGCAGGUGUACGACUCUGGCACUAUUUUCGCACCAGAGAUUCUCGAUAUCAAACCCGAGGAUCUCCGUGAGAAAUUCAUGGCUGGUGUUGCCAAUUUGGCUUCAGUCUGUUUGGCUAUUGGUUAUCCCACUGUUGCCAGUGUUCCGCACAGUAUCGCCAACGGAUUCAAAAAUCUGUUGGCCAUUGCUGCUGUCACUGAGGUUGAAUUUGCUGAAGCUACCACCAUCAAAGAAUACAUCAAGGACCCGAGUAAAUUCGCCGCCGCAGCCGCUGUCUCUGCCCCAGCAGCCGCCGCCGCUGCUGCACCAGCUGCUGACAAGAAGGAGGAGAAGAAGGAAGAAUCCGAAUCUGAGGAUGACGACAUGGGUUUCGGUCUCUUCGAUUAAAUGGAAAUAUUUCCCUGACUUUGUUCUAUUGACCGCAGAUAUUCUUCUUCAAUGGGAAUUAUGCUGCUGAUGUUUUGUACCGACGUCCGAAUAAAGUACAGAAAAAUCAUAAAAA